CGGAGGGGGGCGUGGCCUUGUUCUGCUGCAGCGGAGAAAUAUGACAUGGGGCUGAGCGACACAGAGGGAGAGAGGGAGACAGCCUGAUCGGAAUUAGCGGCUCGCCGGAGGUCUGGACCCGAAACCGUUACGAUGGGCAGCAAUGACUGAACGCAGAACGGGUUCUCGUCGUCCCCAGCGUCUUCCUCUCCUCUGCUGCCUCUGAAGCCAUGGACUAGCGCCGCGCCGGGUCCAGACAGUUCUGUGGUCGUCCGAUGGCUUCUCAACCACCCGCAGCCCAAAUACAGAAAAUGAGAACGUGAAGGCUGGCGUCCACCAAGGCCACCGCUGCACCGUGGGCAGCGCACACACAUGAUCACAUGACUCUGGACAUGGACGCGGUCCUGUCAGACUUUGUUCGGUCCACGGGGGCGGAACCGGGUCUGGCAAGAGACCUGCUGGAAGGUAAAAACUGGGACCUCAGCGCUGCUCUGAAUGACUAUGAGGAGCUCAGGCAGGUCCACACUGCCAACCUGCCGCAGGUCUUCAACGAGGGCCGCUACUACAAGCAGCCAGAGACGCGUGACACGCCCACCCACGUCAACAAGAUCGACAGGCCGUGUGCACAGAAGCAGGAGGACAACACGCAAGAGAAGCGUCUGUCCCGCGGGAUCUCCCACGCCAGCUCCGCCAUCGUCUCGCUGGCGCGGCUGCAGGUGGCCAACGAGUGCACCAGCGAGCAGUUCCCCCUGGAGAUGCCCAUCUACACAUUCCAGCUGCCGGACCUCAGCGUGUACAGCGAGGACUUCAGGAGCUUCAUAGAGAGAGAUCUGAUAGAGCAGUCCACCAUGAUGGCUCUGGAGCAGGCUGGUCGUCUGAACUGGUGGUCCACCAUGUGCACCAGCUGUAAGAAGCUGCUUCCUCUGGCCACCACAGGGGACGGGAACUGCCUACUGCACGCUGCCUCUUUAGGCAUGUGGGGCUUCCACGACAGAGACCUGAUGCUGAGGAAAUCCUUGUACACCAUGAUGAAGAGCGGAGCGGAGAAGGAUGCUCUGAAGAGGAGGUGGAGGUGGCAGCAAACGCAGCAGAACAAGGAGUCGGGCCUGGUGUACACCGAGGAGGAGUGGGAGCGCGAGUGGAACGAACUCCUGAAGCUGGCCUCCAGCGAGCCUCGCACUCACCUCAGCAAGAACGGCAACACCAGCGGAGGGGUGGAUAACUCAGAGGACCCGGUCUAUGAGAGCCUGGAGGAGUUCCAUGUGUUUGUGCUGGCCCAUGUGUUGCGCAGGCCCAUCGUGGUGGUGGCUGACACAAUGCUCAGAGACUCGGGAGGAGAAGCCUUCGCUCCCAUCCCGUUCGGAGGGCUCUACCUGCCCCUGGAGGUGCCCCCGAGCCGCUGCCACUGCUCUCCUCUGGUCCUGGCCUACGAUCAGGCUCACUUCUCUGCGCUGGUGUCCAUGGAGCAGAGAGACCAGCAGCGGGAGCAAGCUGUUAUCCCCCUGACGGACUCGGAGCACAAGCUGCUGGCGCUCCACUUCGCCGUGGACCCCGGCAGGGAGUGGGAGUGGGGGAGGGACGACAACGACAACGCCAAGCUAGCCAAUCUCAUCUUGUCCCUGGAGGCCAAACUGAACCUGCUGCACAACUACAUGAAUGUAACAUGGAUCCGAAUUCCAUCUGAAACAAGGGCUCCCCUGGCUCAGCCAGAGUCUCCAACGGCCUCUGCAGGUGAGGAUGUCCAGUCUCUGGCAGAGUCCAUGGACUCCGACCGCGAGUCCGUCGGCAGCAACUCCAACGUCAACGCCAGCAAGCCCAGCAAAGAGAAGGACAAAGACAAGCAGCGCAAGGACAAAGACAAGGGCCGAGCGGAUUCUGUAGCCAACAAGCUGGGCAGCUUCAGCAAAACCCUGGGAAUCAAGCUGAAGAAGAACAUGGGGGGUCUGGGCGGCCUCGUCCACGGCAAAAUGAACAAAUCUAACUCUGGCUCAGGUCGUAAUGGGGAGAAUGGAGGGGAAAAGGCAAAGAAGAAAGAAUCCAAGACAACCAAGGGAAGUAAGGAGGAGUCGGGCCAGUCGACCAGCUCCACCUCCUCUGAGAAGGCCACUAGUCCCUCCCCUACAGACAGAGACAGACCCUCCAGCUCCUCCCCCACUGAGAGACAGGACAGUGCGGGGAGAGUCUCGGGUGAGAAAACCCUGGAAAACUGGAAAUACAGCACCGAUGUCAAGCUCAGCCUCAACAUUCUGCGGGCGGCCAUGCAAGGGGAGCGCAAGUUCAUCUUCGCGGGCCUCCUGCUCACCAGCCAUCGACACCAGUUCCACGAGGAGAUGAUCAGCUAUUACCUGUCCAACGCCCAGGAGCGCUUCAGCCAGGAGCAGGAGCAGAAGAGGAAGGAGGCGGAGAAGAAGCCGCCCGCCCCCAGCGAGGCGCCUGCAAAGAAGCCCCCCGAGCACGAGAGUGUCUUCCAGAGGGACCGAUCGGACAGCUCGCCCCCCGAGAGCUGCUCCCCCGUCCUGCCCCACCACACCUACAAUCACAGCCCGCAGCCCCUGCUGGGGCUCAAGGCGCAGGGCAGGAACAGCCCCACGCCCGCGGCCCCUCGUCCCCCCCCCCCUAUGACCCCGCCCACUGCCGCCCACCAAGCCCCGCCCCCUGCGCCCUACUCCUCCCCCAGCAUUGGUGCUAAGAGACUCGGGCCUGUUCCUGUGUCUGCCCACUACAGCCAUACACCGCCCAUCCAGCGGCACAGCGUCAUUCACUUACAAGAUGUCAACACGCAGUCCUCCAUCUUCCAAGACGACCCCUAUAAACCCGUGGUGGGCACCCUAAAGACAUGCGCCACCUACCCCCAGCAGAACCGCACACUCUCGUCCCAGAGCUACAGCCCCGCCCGCCUGUCGGGGGUCCGCACUGUUAACACCAUAGACGCCCUGUCCUACAACAUGCCCGGCGAGCAAAAGUCCCACACAUACACCAACGGGUUCGACGCGGGAGACAUUCAAGACUGCCUGGAGUUCGCCGACGAGGACAACUCGUCCCACACCUGGCUCAACCAAGAUAAAACCAAAGGGCGGAGCGCUGGAAGCCCUUUGUACUGCUUUCAGCAGCGCCGCUGCAAGAAGGAGAACUGCUCCUUCUACGGCAGGCCGGAGACAGACAACUUCUGCUCCUACUGCUACAGGGAGGAGCUGAAGCGCAGGGAGAGGGAGGGCAAAGCGCAGAGGCCCGCGUAGGGGGCCGGGGGGGAGCGCCACCAUCCGCACUCUGCGUUCAGAAUCAGAGGAUGGCAAACAUUUUUCCUAUUUUGUUGAAGAAUGCUCUCGUAUUCCCGUCACUCUUCCCUGGUUGGUGAAGGUUAUGGCUUUAUGACGAGGGAAGCCAAACUCGAACCAGUGAGCAGCUUUGGCCAGACAUCGCGCUGUUUAGUUUCCUGUCUCGUUGAAUUUAGCCUUUUACUUGUUUUAGAGUAAAAGUCAUCUACGUGUGAUGUAACUUUCCGUAUGUGAAGGGAAAAGUUCUUUAUUUUUCGAAAGUACAAAAUACUUACAUCUCAUCAGGAGGGAACAUUUUAGACCUUUUAAUCAGUUUGAAUGCAAUACCUCUGCUUGGUUCUUUAAAAUCUCUGUGGAAAUUUGUAGUUGUUUUGCAAUCGAAACAAAUUCAAAGGGAGAUUAAAUAUUAGACUUAAAGCAAUAAAUUGGUGAUUUUUGCUACACCCUCUCCCACCUUUGUCUAUGCACCAAUAUUAUAGUUAGUGUGGGUUAACUGUGUCUUGUAAAUUGUAAAGGAUUGUCACGGUGUGCUUUUGUAAACGAAUUUGAACUACAGGAAUUAAAAUGUGUAAGCAUCAUAGACCGUAAUGUUGGGUUAGGAUGAAAUGUAAGUGUUUCAUUUGUUCAGUGUCUUGUUUAAACCACAGUGCAGGAUCGCACUGUGCCAGAAUCGGACUCAUGAUCGCGUCUCGCGUGUUUUGGCCAUAGUCGACCACCUGAAGACAAUAAGCACUGCCAAAUUGGCCUCCGUAAUAUAUUAAGACUCCAAAAGUUCCCGGUUGCUUUAGAGGCAGACGCUCAGCGUCGCGGAUCCGACCAGUCGCCUCUCAAAUAUGCAGUGUUUAUAGUGUGUUUCUCCAAGCUGCCUGUUAACUACUCUAUUCGGUAAUUGUGUUAGUUGAGAUGCAUUGUGGGUAGUGAGAGCAGGCUGAUGCGUAUUAGUGUGAUUACGUGUCUGUCCCCCCCCACCCACACACACACACACAAUAAACAACACAAUGUGCAGUCAUGCUGUUAGCACUAUGUGGUGACCUGCAGUAUAGAUGUGUCACCGGUCCAGUGUGAGAUUAUCUGUCCUUCUUCCAUAUAGAGGCCGUUAAAGAAGCACCUGCUGCUAAGAGCACCUCAAGCCUUUGUGAUCAUCAGUGCUUUAACCAAUCAGUGGGUUUCGCGAAGCCCUGGGCCUCCAAGUGCUUUCUGCUCAUUCGACUUCUGUAAAGACGCAGUGUUUGUGUUGCUGUUUGUUCUGGUGAUGCUUGGAUAAUGUACCAUGCUGUCCUUAACCAAGUGUGUCCUGGCCAAGGAUGUCCACUGCUCCCUCGGUUUGCUCUUGCCUUUCCCUCCUCCACACACUGCAGUGUUGCUCCUCUUCGUUUCUAUGUGACCAGUUCAUGGACUCUCACCAUGUUAGGACUGUAAGAUAUGAUUUUGUAUUCCUUUAAGAGUUUUACACUAAUUUAAAUUAUUGAUUUGCACAUUAGGUACAGAUGUAAAUAUGAAAAAAAUAGUCUAUUGUUACAAA
This is a messenger RNA of Betta splendens (Siamese fighting fish), 4776 nucleotides long. RefSeq names its product OTU deubiquitinase 7A (gene otud7a). NCBI's taxonomy places the organism in Eukaryota, Metazoa, Chordata, Actinopteri, Anabantiformes, Osphronemidae. Gene Ontology annotation, biological process: protein K48-linked deubiquitination; protein K11-linked deubiquitination; protein deubiquitination involved in ubiquitin-dependent protein catabolic process. The record is from RefSeq and is a predicted model, not a curated record. Gene Ontology annotation, molecular function: DNA binding; cysteine-type deubiquitinase activity; K63-linked polyubiquitin modification-dependent protein binding. Gene Ontology annotation, cellular component: nucleus; cytoplasm.